AUGCCCCAAAGAACGCCUGUUAUCGAAGUGUCUCAUCUGCCCAGCGCCGCAUCCUUCUACGCGGCCAUCACGCAGCCUCUGGGCCUUCAGUUCCUGUUCACAUCUCCUCCCGGGUCCCCCACGUGUCUCUAUUUCGGCACUGUCACAGACAUCGGCACUAGCAGUCCUAGAAAAGACGUUGUUUUCUCGCUGUCUCAGUCCGUUGCAGCGAUCCCGCGUCUUUCACAUAUAGACCUCAGUGCUGCGUCCUCUAAAGCGGCCCUCGAAUUCUACAAGAAGUCCCAACUCUACAAUAAAGGCUCCAAACACAAUUCUCUUGAGCAUAACCGCGAGGACGGCUCGGAAACCAUCAUCGCGAGAACUGCGGACUUUGACGGAAACAUGAUACAAACGGCAUAUUCAUCACGUGGUGGCCCCCGUCGAGGACCCUCAGUCAUCGAGAUGCCGGGCCCGGAGAAAGAAUCCAGAAGGGUUCUAGAAUGGCAGGAGGAUGUCGCAAGGAGUAUCUCCGGGGCGGCGGAGGAGCAAAGUCAAGUAUCAGGUUCCACGUACCGUGGGCCUCCUGCUGGCCCAGGUACAUUUCGCCGCUCAGAUACCUUUCCCGCAGCGAAGGUCGUGCACCGCGAGACCGUUACAACUGAGAGCUAUAGACGUCAUCACGGGGACGCCCCUGAGAGGAGCUCUUCAGGUGGUGGUGGCAUCAGCGGAAAGGCGUUGAUCGGGACGUUGUUGGGUGCUGCCGCUGGAGCUGCCGUAGCUUAUGCUAUGGUACGUUCAGAAUCACCUGAGAGGGUGUCUACAGUUCCCGCUGGGGGCUCAGGUCGUGCAGUUUCGUACGUGGAGGGAUACCGCGCUCCAGCAUCCAGCUAUACACAUCAACGUCGCGAUAACGUCGUGGAGCGUAUUCCGGCUAGGAGUCUUGUAAGUGAACGAGACACCCAAAAUAUUCAACCUCGCUAUGUAGCGCAAUACACCAUUGCCGCGCCUCCUCAGGAACAUCUUGAGCGAAUCGAUGAGCGCAGCUAUAUUAGCCAUCAGCCCUCCCGCUCGGGACGGUCAGUUGCCCAGUCUUCGAGGGCCAGGAGCCGAAGUCAAGAACAUGAGUCCAGGUAUGAACGGCCAUUGCAAAUCCUCCCUGCUGCUCCGACGCCACGGUCUCGAUCGCCUGUUAGCCAUGUCAGCCAUCGCAGCCGAAAGAGCAAGACCUCCAACUCUGGCUCUAGAAGCCAUUAUGAAAGCGUCAGGGAAAACCCAGAUGCAGCUUCCUACCACAGCGCAAGAAGUACCCGCACGGAAUCAACUAUCAAGCCCUCCGCUGUGACAUAUGUGAGCGCCGCACCAAGUAAAGCGGGGUCCUCGCACAGCAAGACCACGAUCAAGUUGAUGCCGCAAGGAGGGAGUGAGAUUAGUGUUCGACCUAGUCAGGUGGAGUUGCCAAGGAGUUUGGUUAGUGGAGCAGACUAUGCAGAGAGUGUGGCACCGAGUGAUAGUGUGAGCAGUGUAGGGAGUAAGAGGGAGAGGGAGAGGUUGGUUGGGAGGAUGAGCAGGAGAUAA
This is a messenger RNA of Venustampulla echinocandica, 1554 nucleotides long. RefSeq lists its product as uncharacterized. Lineage: Eukaryota; Fungi; Ascomycota; Leotiomycetes; Helotiales; Pleuroascaceae. The coding region runs from base 1 to 1554 and encodes 517 amino acids. The transcript has a single exon. The record is from RefSeq and is a predicted model, not a curated record.